Messenger RNA from Trichophyton rubrum CBS 118892, 2715 nucleotides. RefSeq lists its product as uncharacterized. The coding region runs from base 1 to 2715 and encodes 904 amino acids. NCBI's taxonomy places the organism in Eukaryota, Fungi, Ascomycota, Eurotiomycetes, Onygenales, Arthrodermataceae. The transcript has a single exon. Gene Ontology annotation, molecular function: translation elongation factor activity; GTPase activity; GTP binding. The record is from RefSeq and is a predicted model, not a curated record. Gene Ontology annotation, biological process: translational elongation.
AUGGCGUCGAUAUUUACAUUCGAUCCCGACCUUCCCCGGGUUUCAUCUCCAUGGUCCAGCUCUGGAGCAACAACGCCACGCUAUCAAAAGGGUGGCCAGAGUAGUUCCUGUGGGCCAAGCCCCAUUGACACAAGUGACCCUGGAUUUCUCGAAGCGUGUGGCAUCAAGAAACUGGAACCAGAGCCUCAAGAUGGGCCUACAGAGUAUAAACUACAUUUACUCUUACGCCCUAGGCGGCCUUUCGUUUCGCUGUCUUCGGGGGCUCAGGUCUCAGGUUCACAUCAUUCAAAAUCCCAUGUCAACAGUGUUGCGGAAAGGGAUGUUUCUGAGUCCCCUGAGCCGGUUUCACGAGGUGCACAGUCAUCUUCAAAUUCGCCAAGACAGGCUCGACUAUGUCAGCUUACCACCCAGUUGCUGUGGAGGCUGCAGCAGUCCUCACCAUUUCAUUCAUCCUCCACUGCCAAUCUAGUGCUCCCUGCCCUCCCGGAGGCAACCGAGUCUCUAAAUGUACCUAGUACUCUAUCCCCGCUACUGCCGGGGCUCGAGGAGAGUCAGGGAGCGUUAUAUGAAAUUGGCGUCACCGAUGACGGCACCUUUGCGGGUUUAGCGGAAGAUGAACUGGAUGAGAGUCUUGUCAACCUUCAAGCUAUGGCUGCAAGCUUGGGCUGUCGAGUUGAGGUCCUCCGCCGUGUUGCAGUCGGGUACUGUAAAUGGGUGGAGAAAGAUGGCUUGUCUACUCGAACCGAGAAACUUUGGGUCGCGGAGGCCUUGGUCAGCCCCGAUUUGAAACAGUGUCGCUCUCAGGUAUUAACGGAUGACCCAUCCGGGCGUUGGAAAGAAAAUGGUGGCAGGUCAUCUAUGACGCAGCAACCAGUUUUGACUGAACAGCUUCAUGUGGCAAUUGCAGGGGCAUCAGGAUCUGGAAAAUCCUCUCUUCUUGGAAUACUAUCUACCUCUGCACUCGAUAAUGGGCGUGGGAAAAGCAGGCUAAGCCUUCUCCGACACCGACAUGAGAUUGCCUCUGGUGUCACAAGCUCCAUUGCGCAGGAGAUGAUCGGGUAUCCAGCUCCAGUAAAUGAUGACAAACAGGUAACUGCCUCCUCGGAUGUCAUAAAUUAUGCAUCUGGAAACAUAAAUUCAUGGGAUGACAUUCAUGUUUCUGCACGUGGUGGUGGACGUGUUGUCUUCCUGUCAGACCUUCCUGGCUCCCUGAGGUAUGUAAAGUCGACGCUCAGAGGACUAAUGAGCCUCAGACCGCAUUACGUGCUUCUCUGUGUCCCUGCAAACAACUCUGAAGACCCUGGGUCCAUUAUACCACCUGAAGUAGGCAUGUCAUUGGCCUACCUUGAGUUAUGCGUCAAGCUAGAAAUUCCUGUUGUCGUGGUAGUAACCAAGCUCGACAGCGCAACCAGGUCCAGCAUUCGACAGACUCUAACUCAGGUUCUCUCUGCCAUUAAGUCAGCCGGCCGUAAGCCUGUGAUGCUUCCUGUUCCUGGAGAAGUGAAUGAGCAAGACUUGGACCUUCGCAAUAUCCCCCCAGGUGACCGCAAGGACGCUAAUGCUGCUAUUAACUCCAUGGGCGGUGACUGUUUAGACGACGUUCCGAUUAUCAUUACCAGUGCAGUUACGGGUGCUGGCGUCGGGAAAUUGCACGCCUUGUUACAGACGCUCCGUAUGCCUACUCUAGAAAAAGUCUCACCCCCAGUUAAAAAGUCCAAUGAGGACAACGACGAACAGCCGAAAUCCCUUUUUGAUAUUAGUGAAGUGUUUGAGAUGCCGCUCUUCAAAGUAUACUCUCUGUCGAGUGAGGGACAGCGACAAAAUGAUCGAGGCAUCGUUCUCUGUGGCCGUGUUCGCCGUGGGGUUAUAUCUAUCGGAGACCGUCUCGUUGUGGGACCAAUAAUCCCCGAGUCUCGUUCUCACGAACCAACCCAUACACCACCACGGGCGAAAGCAGCAUAUAGCAAGUCACUUCCUGAUUCUCUGCCUUCUUCUCGUUUUCGGAAGUUUACUGGAGACAGUCUUGAAGCACAGUCUCAAACGCAUGCAGUUUGGAAACAAGUCCGGGUUGUUAGUGUACGUAACUUGAGACUUCCCGUCAAAGCUCUCUUUGAACAUCAAAUUGGCACCAUCGGAGUUGACUUCGUUGACUCUUCGCUUUCGACGUCGCUCGGACGAAUGCGUAAGGGCAUGGUGCUUGCGGAUUUUAACUGUGGGUAUUUAUCAAACUCGCUACUUUCUUCGCAGAGACUUUCUACCUCCGCACCGCCCUUUCACUCUGGUUUCAUUGCUCGAUUCCAUGCAUCCGACUUCUCGGCGUCUUCUCCUGUGCUGGUUUCAGGAAGUACCUCGGUGGUAUACAUCGAAAGCAUUCGGGCAGCUGCCCGAGUAAUACUGGUGGAACAGGCACGACCGCAUAUUUCCAUUUCCCAUGGGAUUGAGCCAGAGAUUUUCAUGCUUGACGCUGCUGACCACAAUAAUACUGAACGUUUCCAUGGGGACGAUGAGAUCAGCGUUACUUUCUCUCUCACAUCUUCAGCUGAGUGGCUUGAAGUGGGAUCGCUUGUGCUCGUAGUUCCAGGUACAGGUGUAGGAGUCAUAGCCACUCCUCCGUCGUCCUCGUCAAGCCUACCAUCGAUGGCUCGGUCUGGCCUACCUAGCGCUCCUGGUCUCAACGGCCUCGUUGGCAGAAUUUGCGAAGUCCUCCAUGUUUGA